Messenger RNA from Lasiodiplodia theobromae, 3477 nucleotides. RefSeq names its product Ubiquitin-activating enzyme e1 1. The record is from RefSeq and is a predicted model, not a curated record. The transcript has 4 exons. Gene Ontology annotation, cellular component: cytoplasm; SUMO activating enzyme complex. Gene Ontology annotation, biological process: protein sumoylation. Gene Ontology annotation, molecular function: SUMO activating enzyme activity. Lineage: Eukaryota; Fungi; Ascomycota; Dothideomycetes; Botryosphaeriales; Botryosphaeriaceae. Bases 1 to 3477 code for a protein of 1158 amino acids.
AUGCCGCCAGACGGGAUUCCUGAUGGCGUCAUUGGCCCCUCUGCGCGUGCGUCCGCCCAUUCCACUCCCAAAUUCUCCAACAUGGGGUGGACUGCCCUCGUAUGCAUAGUUGGCAAAACUCUCAUCCGGACGCCGCCACCCCUCGUCCGCGCAUCACUCCUCUCCCGCCUUUCCUACCGCUCCGUGCGCCUGGAUCCUCCCGUCACAAUUCCGCCCCACCGCGACACAACGUCAUCGUCCUCAUCGCCACACCCCGCGACGCUGGACGCCAACACCAACGGAGCAGCCAAGCUGGGGAAGAGAAAGCCAUCAUCCGAGGACCUUGGGAGUCCAGUCAAGAAAGCCAUGACGUGCUAUGUCAACUCCCUGCUCACCCGUUUGUUCAAGGACAAAAUGCAGAUCGAUAAUCCUGCCGCAGCUGCCGAGCAGCUCAAGGAUGCCGCCGGCGAGAUCGAUGAGUCGCUGUACAGCAGGCAGCUCUACGUGCUGGGUCACGAGGCCAUGAAGCGCAUGGGCUCCUCCAACAUCCUUAUCGUUGGUCUGCGCGGCCUCGGUGUCGAGAUCGCAAAGAACAUCGCUCUUGCCGGCGUUAAGUCGCUCACCCUCUACGACCCCAAACCUGCCACAAUCCAGGACCUGUCGGCACAAUUCUUCCUCCACCCCGAAGAUGUCGGCAAGCCACGCGCGUCUGUGACCGUCCCUCGUGUAUCCGAACUGAACCCUUAUGUGCCCGUCAACGAGUUUCUUGGCAAGGACCUCACUUCGGAUCUCGCUCAGCUAAAGCAGUUCCAAUGUGUGGUUCUGACCGACACGCCGCUCACCGACCAGAUCACCAUCGCCGACUACUGCCACGCAAACGGCAUCUAUGUCGUCAUCACCGAUACAUACGGCCUGUUUGGAACUAUUUUCACCGACUUUGGCAAGAACUUCACCGUCGGAGACCCCAACGGUGAAAAUGUCCUGAGCGGCAUUGUUGCAGGAAUCGACGAUGAGGGCAACGUCUCAGCUCUGGACGAGACGAGGCACGGCCUCGAGGAUGGCGAUUUCGUCACCUUCUCCGAGAUUGAGGGUAUGGAGGCCCUCAACGAUGCCGCACCUCGCAAGAUCAAGGUUACCGGUCCUUAUACCUUCAGCAUCGGCGACGUUUCUGGACUGGGCCAAUACAAGCGUGGCGGGUUGUACUCCCAGGUCAAGAUGCCGAAGAUCCUGGACUUUGAGCCUCUAAGCCAGCAGCUGAAGAAGCCUACCUUGAUGAUGUCUGACUUUGCCAAGUUCGACCGUCCCGCCCAACUCCACGUCGGUGUGCAGGCUCUGCACGCAUUUGCAGAGCAGCACAACGGUGAGUUCCCGCGCCCACACCACGAAGCCGACGCUGCCGAGGUUUUGAAGAUUGCCCAAACGCUGGCUGCUCAGGGCGAGGAGCAGGUCGAAUUGGACGAGAAGCUCAUCAAGGAGCUCAGUUACCAGGCCCGUGGCGAUAUUAGCCCUGUCGCCGCUUUCUACGGUGGUCUGGCUGCGCAGGAAGUCCUUAAGUCUGUUUCUGGAAAGUUCCACCCAAUUGUCCAAUGGUUGCACUUCGAUUCGCUCGAAUCACUGCCUGCAUCCUCUACUCGUUCUGAGGAGACUUGCAAGCCCCUGGGCACCCGCUACGAUGGUCAGAUUGCCGUUUUCGGUAAAGAGUUCCAAGACAAGAUUGCUAAUGUUAAGGAGUUCUUGGUUGGCGCUGGAGCUAUUGGAUGCGAGAUGCUGAAGAACUGGGCAAUGAUGGGUGUUGCAACUGGCCCUGAGGGCAAGAUCUGGGUGACGGACAUGGACCAGAUUGAAAAGAGCAACCUCAACCGUCAGUUCCUGUUCAGGCCCAAGGAUGUUGGAAAGUUGAAGAGCGACUGCGCAGCAGAGGCUGUCCAGGCCAUGAACCCUGACCUGAAGGGUCACAUUGUCACGAUGAGGGACAGGGUUGGUGCCGAUACGGAGCACAUCUUCAACGAGGACUUCUGGGAGAACCUGACUGCCGUGACGAAUGCUCUCGACAACGUGGAAGCCCGCACCUACGUGGACCGCCGCUGCGUCUUCUUCCGCAAGCCACUGCUGGACAGCGGCACCCUCGGAACCAAGGGUAACACCCAAGUUGUUCUUCCACACAUCACCGAGUCGUACUCCAGCUCUCAGGAUCCGCCGGAGCAGUCAUUCCCCAUGUGCACCCUUAAGAGUUUCCCCAACCGGAUCGAGCACACUAUCGCUUGGGCCAAGGAUCUCUUCCACAGCUACUUUGCUCAGCCGGCAGAGGUGGUCAACAUGUACCUUACGCAGCCGAACUAUCUUGGUAGUGCUCUGAAGCAGUCGGGCAACGAGAAGCAGACCCUGGAGACUCUCCGUGACUUUUUGGUAACGGACAAGCCCCUUACGUUCGAGGAUUGCGUCAUCUGGGCCAGGCACCAGUUCGAAAAGCAGUACAACAACAACAUUGCUCAGCUACUUUACAACUUCCCCAAGGAUUCGAAGACGUCAAGCGGACAGCCAUUCUGGUCGGGACCGAAGCGUGCUCCCGACCCACUGAAGUUCGAUGCGAGCAACCCCACUCAUUUCAAGUUCAUCGAGGCUGCUGCCAAUCUGCAUGCCUUCAACUACAAGAUCAGCCCCAAGGGCUUCGCAAAGGAGCAGUACUUGAAGGUUCUGGACAACAUGAUUGUUCCCGACUUCAAGCCUGAUCCUGGCGUCAAGAUCCAGGCCAACGACAGCGAUCCCGACCCGAACGCCGGCAGCGGCUCUUCCAACGACGAUCUCUCCAGGAUCGUCGACGCGCUACCGGCUCCCAAGUCGCUCGCGGGUUUCAAGCUGGAGCCGGUCGAGUUCGAGAAAGAUGAUGAUACCAACUUCCACAUUGACUUCAUCACGGCAGCAAGCAACCUGCGUGCCGAGAACUACAAGAUCCAGGCAGCCGACCGCCACAAGACCAAGUUCAUCGCCGGUAAGAUUAUUCCGGCUAUUGCGACGACAACGGCUCUUGUGACGGGUCUCGUCAACUUGGAGAUUUACAAGAUCCUGGACGGCAAGACGGAUAUUGAGCAGUACAAGAACGGUUUCGUCAACCUGGCGCUUCCUUUCUUCGGCUUCAGCGAGCCGAUUGCUAGCCCCAAGGGCAGCUACAAGGGUCCCGACGGCGAUGUGACGAUCGACAAGCUAUGGGAUAGGUUUGAGGUUGAGGACAUCCCGUUGAAGGACUUCUUGGCCGACUUCGAGAAGAAGGGUCUUAGCAUCACGAUGAUCAGCUCAGGCGUGAGCUUGCUGUAUGCCAGCUUCUACCCGCCGAGCAAGCUGAAGGAUAGGCUACCUCUCAAGUUGAGCGAGCUCGUUGAGACUAUUUCGAAGAAGAAGAUUCCGGACCACCAGAGGAACGUCAUCUUCGAGAUCACGGCAGAGGACGCGACUGAGGAGGACGUUGAGGUCCCGUACGUGAUGCUGAAGCUGCGCAAGUAG